AUGACAAGCCCAAGUCCGGAUCCAGGACGACAAGCCCAAGUCCGGAUCCAAGGAGACAAGAACACAGCCCAAGUCCGGAUCCAAGGACGACAAGCCCAAGUCCGGACCAAGGACGACAAGCCCAACUGGAUCCAAGGACGAAAGCCCAAGUCGGAUCCAAGGAGACAAGCCCAAUCUGGAUCCAAGGAUGACAAGCCCAAGUCUGGAUCCAAGGACGACAACCCAAAUCUGGAUCCAAGGACGACAACCCAAAUCUGGAUCCAAGGACGACAACCCAAUCGGAUCCAAGGACGACAAGCCCAAAUCGGGAUCCAAGGACGACAAGCCAAAGUCGGGAUCCAAGGACAACGAGCCCAAGUCGGGAUCCAAGGACGACAAGCCAAAGUCGGGAUCCAAGGACGACGAGCCCAAAUCGGGAUCCAAGGACGACAAGCCCAAGUCGGAUCCAAGGACGACAAGCCAAAGUCGGGAUCCAAGGACGACAAGCCCAAGUCGAUCCAAGGACGACAAGCCAAAGUCGGGAUCCAAGGACGACAAGCCCUCCAAGUCGGGAUCCAAGGACGACAAGCCAUCAAGCGACUCCAAGGACGACAACCAUCCAAGGACUCCAAGGACGACAAGCACAAGUCGGAUCCAAGAGACAAGCCAUCCAAGGACUCAGGACGACAAGCCAUCCAAGUCAGGAUCCAAGGAGACAAGUCCGGAUCCAAGGAGACAAGCCAUCCAAGGACGACAAGCCAUCCAAGUCAGGAUCCAAGGACGACAAGCCAUCCAAGGACAGACAAGCCAUCCAAGGACGACAAGCCAUCCAAGGACGACAAGCCAUCCAAGUCAGGAUCCAAGGACGACAAGCCAUCCAAGUCGAAGAAAUCCAAGUCUGCUGAUUCUGGCGAGGAACCUGGCGACAAGUCUGGAGGUCCUGAUAGUCCAACCUGUGGAACCAAGAAUCCUUGGGAUGGUUUGAACUUGUGGGAAAUUGCUGAUCAAGGCAUUGAUUUCCCCACCUGUGGUGAUGUUGGUCAAGUUGAGUCACUUAAGGGUGCUCCCUUGAUGAAGGGUGGUGAAUGUGAACGGGUUAAUGUUUGCUUUGGAAAUGCUGGCAAUGGCUGGAUUCCGAAGACUGUUGACCGUGAUGCCAUCGGUGAGGACAACAAUGGUCAAGGUGGUCUUGCCAGCUUCAAUCAAAACAAUGGUGAAAACAAGAAACCUAACUAUUUCCCGGGAAGCCAGUCUGUUGCCAACCCGAAUGGUGGUGCUAAUGGUGUCAUGAAUGAAAACUGUGAUUUCGUGUGCGACCCAUGUGAAGAGUACACCUGUGAUGAUGGAACUGUUGUGAAGAGGAUUCUCCCCACCUGUGCGUUUGCGCAGUGCCCAGAUGACCAAGACAGCACUGAUGUGACCACUGACAUGGUUUUCAUCAAUGGAGACUUAAAGGAUGGAAAGUGGAACCGUGCUGAUCUUUCUGGAUUCAUGGUGCGCUACAAGGAGACUGAUGGCAAGUUCGGGCUCACCCGUCAAGUCAACAUCUACUUGGAAGGUGUAAAGGAAGUCAUGAUCCUGAAGACUUUCAAGUCCUUUGUUCGUGUUGACAUUGACUGGAAGGACACUGUGCUGCCACCCAACAAAUGUGUCCUUCCUGAUAUGGGUGGUGCAAAACAGGCUCUGCGCAAACGCCGCCUUGCUGAGGGUAUGCCACGCGAAGAAGCUGAGGCUGCUUGCAGCCACUUGGUGGAUUCUGCGGAGAAGGAGGCUUGUGUCUAUGAUGUCCUUGCCACCCAAGACUUGAACUUGGCCAGUGCUUGGUAA
Seminavis robusta is the source of this 1806-nucleotide messenger RNA. Lineage: Eukaryota; Bacillariophyta; Bacillariophyceae; Naviculales; Naviculaceae. The record is from the annotation of a GenBank genome assembly.